Molecule: messenger RNA, 3639 nt
Organism: Coregonus clupeaformis (lake whitefish)
Lineage: Eukaryota; Metazoa; Chordata; Actinopteri; Salmoniformes; Salmonidae
Product: E3 ubiquitin-protein ligase pellino homolog 2-like
Exons: 7
Coding region: 234-1562 (442 amino acids)
Biological process (GO): regulation of Toll signaling pathway; protein polyubiquitination
Molecular function (GO): protein binding; ubiquitin protein ligase activity
Source: RefSeq, a predicted model, not a curated record
UGUCGCGCGGGCCUUCAAUCAGUAGCUGCUCUACGUUCUUUCCAAAAGAUGCUCGCUCACCGAAUCAAAACAAUAAAACGAAGAACAAGAAUUCUCAAGGAAGUCUUGCCUCUAAACAAACCUGGAUACACUUCAAAUCAAGUAACUUCCUCGUAGUUUGAAGGGUGUAUUUGUUAUUUUAUUUCACUACUAUCGCUCUCGAUCGUUUACAAGACCAAGCUCGCGCCAGUCUGAUGAAUUCGCCGAACCAGGACGAAGAUGAUGUGCCCGUUAAAGACCCGGUAAAAUACGGCGAGCUGGUCAUAUUGGGGUACAAUGGCUCUCUGCCCAGUGGAGACCGGGGGAGGAGGAAGAGCCGCUUCGCUCUGUACCGGAGGACCAAGGCCAACGGAGUCAAACCCAGCACUGUUCACAUCCUCAACACACCACAAGGCAGCAAGGCAGUCCACAGCAGGGGGCAGCACAGCAUCUCCUUCACUCUGUCCCGCAACCAGACAGUGGUGGUGGAGUACUGCCACGACAACGACACUGACAUGUUCCAGAUUGGGCGCUCCACAGAGUGUCCCAUAGACUUUGUUGUGACGGACACAUCAGGAGAGGGGAAGGAGGGCGAGGACCCCUCGGUGGCCCCCAGCACCAUCUCCCGCUUCGCCUGCAGGGUGGUGUGUGAACGCAGCCCCCCCUACACCGCACGCAUCUAUGCCGCUGGCUUUGACUCCUCCAAAAACAUAUUUCUAGGGGAGAAAGCCACUAAGUGGAAGAACCCGGACGGCCACAUGGAUGGUUUGACCACAAACGGGGUGCUGGUGAUGCACCCUGAGGGCUUCCCUGAGGACAGCAGACAGGGCCUGUGGAGGGAGAUCUCUGUUUGUGGGGACGUCUACGCCCUCCGAGAGACACGCUCUGGACCCAGCCGAGGCAAACUGGCGGAGGGAGAGAGCAGUGCCCUGCGUGAUGGUUCUCUGGUGGACCUGUGUGGAGCCACUCUGCUGUGGCGUACUGGAGAGGGCCUGCUCCACGCUCCCACCCUCCGCCACCUGGAGGCGCUGCGACAGGAGCUCAACGCUGCCCGGCCACAGUGUCCUGUAGGCCUCAGUACCCUGGCAUUCCCCAGCCUGCCACGCAGCCACAGUUUUCCUUUUCUCCCUAGUCUGGAGGAGCGCCAGCCCUGGGUUUACCUCACCUGCGGACACGUGCAUGGCCGCCACGACUGGGGCCAGCGCCCCGAGCGCCAGGAGGCGAGAGGAGGAGGAGGAGAGGGAGAGGGGGAAGGAAGGAUCUCCACAGUCCGCCGGGAGUGCCCUCUAUGCAGGAGCGUGGGGCCCUACGUGCCCCUGUGGCUGGGGUGUGAGCCUGCCGUGUACGUGGAUGCUGGAGCGCCUACGUACGCGUUUGUACCCUGCGGCCACGUGUGUUCAGAGAGGACAGCCAAGUACUGGGCGGAUACCCCGCUGCCCCAUGGGACCCACGCCUUCCGGCCCACCUGUCCCUUCUGCUCUGCCCCUCUUAGCAGCACUCCACAGGGCUGGACACGCCUCAUCUUCCAGGGCCCCAUCGACUAGCCUGGGCCCCACGGAUGCAUUCCACAACUACUACGCAACAGUGGAACCAACCAAGUCACUAAGCCAAAGGCCCAAUCCUAACUUGAGAUAAUAGUGUGCAACAAAUGUGAAUAUUUCUCAAAUGUACACUACAUCUGUUAGCUGUUAGACAAGUGUGUGUACCUCAAACAUUUGUGUAAAUCAUGCAUUGAUGUCAGUUUAGGAUCUGUGCGGUAGUUUGCAUUAGACACACAUUUCUCUCAAGGUAAGAUUUGGCCAUAACAGAUCCUCCCUUCAAAAGCAAUAAGAACACCACUAUAGCAAAGCAUUAAACCCGUAGAUAAGCUAGUUUUUUGGCUAGUCAUCCAUGUCUCCAAUUCUGUCUCUCUUCAGACAUGGCUGAAUGUUGUCUGCAGCUCAAGGGCUAAACCUAAGGUGUGUUGAAGUCACUGGAUGUUCAUGAUUGCUGGUUUCCUGACAAAUUCCUCUCAGCCCAAUUUUGAACCAAUAAUGUAAUGAUGCUUCUGCAGUUUUUGAGUGAAUAUUCCUUUUGACAAAUAUGAAUUAUCCUGAAAAUAAAAAGUUGUAAUAUUUUGCGAAGCGGUUCAACCCCAAAGUACCAAUAACUUACUCUACAUUUGCAAAUAUAAGUGAUGUUGGUGAACAUUCUGCAGUUUGACCACACCUCAGGUUUAUGACCAAACAGACAGACAGGGUCCGUGUCAUGAGACAUUAUAGCAGAAAGGUCAAAAAGUGUGACCUAAAGUAACCUCAGAAGACAUCUUUUCAAUGAAAAUAUAACUAUUUUAUUAAAAUGGGGGGGUGUUUGGGAUGGGUUGGGAUUUCAUUUAUGUGUUGAGUGUAAAGUAAGAUACAACUAUUUUUCUAUCUUGAGUAUUGUUUUUAGUUAAAUGUGAUUUCUCAAUGUAAGCGUUUUCUGGAAGUGUAUGACUUAUUAUGUGUGUUCGAUGAAAGUAAGUGAGAUAAAAUUGCCAACACUGUGUCACACACAUUACACGACCAUAAAAAAUUGCCCAGACAAUGAAUGUAGCCAAAUACUCAGGCUAUACUAGCUUAGCCUGCCCAGGUGCUCGUAUUGAAUUCCUCUAUAUUAUGCUACUACUAUUUUUUUAUCUGAACGUUGUGAUAUAGCUUGAAAAUGUCUGAUUGUUACAAGAAGUUGAACACGUUACACCCACACGAGAGCUCUUCUAUCUUGCAUGAACACACACUCACGUCUUGCACUGUGGAUUGCCAAACCUUGAAUUUAUGCUUAAUUGUGCGCAGUGUGACAUGUGAAUUAUACAGCCCGAAAUGCCUCAAAUGAAAAUAAAUGUUAGCGAAAUGAGCAGUCCAACACAAAUCUAAAAUGUAAACAUGUUAUUUCCCAUAUAAGAUAUGUACACGCCUACUCAAGCUGCUACUCAGGGGCCAGAGAGAGCAGAUUUCUUAUUCUGGAGGGUGCAACAUUACAGAACGUUCAGAUAGAAAUGUAUGGAGUAGAACCGACAUGAUUCUCUGUUAUGUAGAAUAUAGAGAAUCGUGUCUCUCUAUUUUACAUUUCUAUGCUCCAGAUGCAUUAAGUACUUCAGGUUUACAGCCGUCAGGCCUCUACACAGUGCCAUGCUGUAUUUCAUAUACUGUAUAAUGGGUAAAGAUAGAACCACUUCAGGACGUCUUCCAAAUCCCCAGUUCAGUUGUUAGAAGAGCAACCUUCUCUUUCUCAGUACCAGUGUUUUCACCAAACCAAUUGUCUAUUAGCUCAGGUUUAGAAUACCCAGAGUUUGCCCCGAGGGCAGCACAGGACACUGAGCUACAGUAAGCUCGUAGUAAAAGAUUUUAGAUGGUCAUUCAUUUUAUGGCCGCAUUGAAGGAGUUGCAACGUUACAUAACAUUCGGAUAAGAAUGUGUUUUUUAGAACCGACAUGAUUUUCUCUCAUGGAGAAUAUUGAGUCAUGUCAGCUCUAAAGUCAAUUUCUAUCUGCAACAUACUGUAACAUUGUUACCUCUUUUAAUAGGCUCCACCCAGCUAGCACAUAAUGUUCUGAGGACCAUAUGUUUCUUAGAGCUUGGUGAGAGCGUGGUUGUCCUAUUGUUA